AUGGGUUUUUUCGAAGAAAUAACACACAACUAUGGAUCCGUAACAACAAAGGAAAUGAAAUUAUGGAGUACUAACAACAAGAAGAUGGCUGCAGCUUUAAACAGACGAAUAUUUCUUUUGGAGUGCAAACGACAAGGACUCACACCAAAACACAUAACAUCUAAUUUAAAAAGUAUAAUGGGACUAUUUGAAUACGGAAAUCAACGAUUAAAUAAGAAAAUACGGGAAUUCAAUGAUGUCACAAAGAAGAAAAUUUUAAACCUAGAACUGUGUCAGGUUAAUCAAAAAAUAAGAAGACUACAAAUAGAAAAUGAUAAAACAAAACACAGGUUACGACAUCUGCCAGAAUACAUUCUCAAAGAAUAUCAACGCAGACUAGAGAUCUCGUUUAAUAGAGAGUUUCACGUAAUUAAAGAAGCCAAUAUAAGAAAAAUUAAUAACCUCAAAAACAACAGUAUUUCUAACUUCAAAACUCAAGAAAAAUGGAUUAAAAAUCUAUCCAGUAAAGAAUUACCGAACACAGUUGAAAAUCUUUUGUCUUUAGGAUCCAAAUUCAGUAUCCCAACUACAAAAAAAGACGUCAACAUCGAUCGUAUAAUAGCAGACACCGAAUAUAUUUUGGAAGCCAUACCAGCUGAAAGAAAAGAUAUACAAAGAGCAAAGGUUACAAAUGUAGUAACAAAUUAUAUCCAUAAACCCACUGAGCAAAACAAUUUAACUCAAGGAUGGUAUAGGGAAAGCAAAAGGUUUUUAAAAGAAAAUAAUGAUCUAGUGGUGUUGAACAGUGACAAGGGUGCAGUGACGGUCAUAAUGGAGGAGAGAGAUUAUAAUGAGAAGAUGAAAGCUAUCGUACAGUCAGAAAAUUUCAAGAGACUACCUAGAGAUCCUACCCAGACAAUACAAACAAAAUGUAAUAAGUAUAUAGACAGACUUGAAAAACUGAAAUACAUAACGAAAGAACAAGCAAAAACAAUGAAAACAUACAACUCAGUUGCUCCAAGAAUCUACGGAAAUCCUUAA
Coccinella septempunctata (seven-spotted ladybird) is the source of this 1020-nucleotide messenger RNA. RefSeq lists its product as uncharacterized. The coding region runs from base 1 to 1020 and encodes 339 amino acids. NCBI's taxonomy places the organism in Eukaryota, Metazoa, Arthropoda, Insecta, Coleoptera, Coccinellidae. The record is from RefSeq and is a predicted model, not a curated record. The transcript has a single exon.